Messenger RNA from Tetranychus urticae (two-spotted spider mite), 1645 nucleotides. RefSeq lists its product as uncharacterized. The record is from RefSeq and is a predicted model, not a curated record. Lineage: Eukaryota; Metazoa; Arthropoda; Arachnida; Trombidiformes; Tetranychidae.
AAAAGAGUUGCUUUUCAUUCGAAAUAACCAUUCAUUGAAUUAAUCAAGUUCAAAAUAUUUCAUUCUCCUAAUCAGAAACCAGAACCGAAUUCUCAUUGUUAACCAAUCAAAAUGCGUGCCACCAUUAUCUUGACUAUAUGCUUCAUCGGAGUUGUCUUUGCUGAAUCAUUGAGCAAGCGAAGCUCCAUCGACGAUUCCCAGACCAAGCAGGACGCUGAAAAAUCUCUUGGUGAGAUAUCUUCCUUCUUUGAACAAUUCAAACCUAAAUCAAGUGAAUCAACAGAUGUCUUCACUGUUGCUGUCCAAAAUGCUAAAGAAGCUAUUCGGAAGCUCUUGCCAUUCUUUCAACAAAAACCUCAAUCUUAUCAAUCAUCAGAGGCUUUCACUACUGCAAGACACAACUGUGAAAAUACGGUUUGGAAUCUCAUAAGUCUCUCUGGACAAUUUCAACCUCAAUCCUAUGCAUCACCAAAUGCCUUUUAUGCCGCAAAGUUUAAAUUUGACGAUGCUACUUGGAAGCUCUUAAGCAUCUGUGGACAAUUUUAACCUAUGGCUAUAGUUUGAAGAAGACCGGACAUUUACGAAGACGAUGCAAUCCAGUUAAAUGUGCUAUACAAUUUGCAGACAUAAUUGAUACAAAAUCAAUUAUCUGAGAUAACAUAAAGAUUCUGUAUUCACCGUUUCUCUUAUAACAUACCGGGUGAUUGAGAAUGACCCUUCGACGUUUGUCCAUUAAUUACUAAAAAGCGCAUAUAUUUCGAUUGAAAUUAGUUACAAAAUAUCAGACCUGCAUUAGUGCAUAACUGUUCUAAUUGUAUUUGAUCGUUCAAAACUUCGAUCUCUCUCCGCUACAGCGUGCUCACUGCAAAAUGGAAGCUGUCAGAUUCGAUAAACUUCAAAUACCUGCUGUGGAAAAAUUAUUUAAUGUUCAACACUCAAACAUAUUUUUUCUACUACUACAACUAUUCUCCUUAAUCUUAAUGAAAUUUCAUAGCUCAACAUCAACUAGUUCAAAAGUUAUUCCACUCUGAUUCCAUCGAUGAUGGCUCCAUUCAUGAAGCUGAAGACAAUUUUCGCUCUUGUAAAUUACUUUGUUAAAAUUUUUACUUAAGUGUGUUCUAGAUUCGUGGAAACCUUCAAUGUAAAUGAUCUACAUUGUGAUUCAAUGCAAAAAAGGUGCAUCUGCAGACUGUAUGAACGCAAUUUUGGACAAACCGAACUUGAGGGAAAUUUUUUGCUCAAAACGACAAUUACUGCACCAAAAAAACAUUUUGAGAGUCGAAUGCUAGCUUAUAAUUUAUGCCUGGUUAUCAAAUUGUUUCUUUGCAUCUCGAAAAGAACGUUCCGAUCAAGCUUUGCAAAAAAAAUAGGCAAAGAAACAUAUUAAGCAUUCUUGCCAUGUUCAAAUGGCCAUAGGCAGCUUACUACUUCGAUAAUGAUUUAUCAUUGGUGCUGAAGGUGGUCAUUGCGAAAAUGUUUUAGGUGAUUUCUAUUAUGUUGAUUUAAUAUUUUACCAGAUUUGAGUGAAUUUCAACAAAUAUUAAUAAAGUUAUGUGCAAUCAAACGUCGAAGGGUCAUUCACAAUCACCCGGUAUAUUCAAGCUUUCUCUAAAUGAUUAAAUAAACAGAUCCAUAUUAUUUUAAA